Messenger RNA from Anopheles maculipalpis, 733 nucleotides. Its product is annotated as glutathione S-transferase 1-like. Gene Ontology annotation, molecular function: glutathione transferase activity. NCBI's taxonomy places the organism in Eukaryota, Metazoa, Arthropoda, Insecta, Diptera, Culicidae. Bases 92 to 733 code for a protein of 213 amino acids. The record is from RefSeq and is a predicted model, not a curated record. The transcript is spliced from 2 exons. Gene Ontology annotation, biological process: glutathione metabolic process.
UCGUGGCCGCUGCUCAACUGACACUAUCGCUCAGUUGCUGCCACACUUGAUUAGGUACGUUCCGUGUGCUACGGUCGCAAACGUCUUCGGUAUGGAUUUGUAUCAUCUUCCACUCUCGGCUCCGUGCCAGGCAGUGCGCUUGGUCGCAAAGGCCCUUGGUUUGCAUUUGAAUCUGAAGGAGCUCGAUCUGUUUACCGACGAACAGCUGAAGCCAGAAUUUCUUAAGAUUAACCCACAACACGUCAUCCCGACGCUGGUCGACAAUAACUUUGUGCUGUGGGAAUCGAGAGCGAUUGUGACGUACCUGUGCGAAAAGUAUGGCAAAAACGAUGGCCUCUAUCCGAAGGAUCCGAAGAAGCGAGCGAUGGUGAACCAGCGUCUGUUCUUCGACAUGGGUACACUGUAUCAGCGCUUCUCGCAAGCCUACUACCCGGUCAUGAUGGAGGGUAAGGAGCUUAAUCCCGAAAAUUUGGUGAAGCUAGACGAGGCAUUCGAAUUUUUGGAAAAUUUCCUGGACAAGACAACUUUCGCUGCGGGCGAUAAGCUGACAGUGGCCGAUUUCAGCCUGCUGGCAAGCAUCACAACUAUCCAUGUGAUUACCGGGUAUGACCUUACCAAGUAUCCAAACAUUCAUCGUUGGUACGAACAGGUUAAGGAAUCCGUCGCCGGACACGAAGAAAUUUGCGUUGAAGGUGCCAAAAAUUUCGCGGAAAAGUUCAACUUCACUAAGUAA